Messenger RNA from Nicotiana attenuata, 612 nucleotides. RefSeq lists its product as uncharacterized. The transcript has a single exon. The coding region runs from base 1 to 612 and encodes 203 amino acids. The record is from RefSeq and is a predicted model, not a curated record. Lineage: Eukaryota; Viridiplantae; Streptophyta; Magnoliopsida; Solanales; Solanaceae.
AUGAAGGCAAAGGAUACCUUGGAGAAAGCAGGAUACGUAUAUGAAGACAUCUUGAAGACCAGUCACCUCUCAAUCAAGAAGAUAUACAACAAACUUAGAGGAGAUUAUCCAAAGGUGAGUUGGAAGAGACUAAUAUGCAACAAUCCAGGAUAUCCUAAAUGGAUAUUCAUACUACAAUUGGCAGCACUGGGGAGGCUAUAUACUAGAGAUAGAUUAGUAAAGUGGGGUGUGAUGACUGAGCUAAUUUGUCCUCUGUGUGACAAUGACGAUGAAUCCAUUGAGCACCUAUUUUUUAAGUGCAACUUCUCUGCUGCCCUAUGGGGAAAAAUGCUCACAUGGAUGAAAAUAAACAGAGGGCCAAUGGGAUGGAAUCAAGAACUGGCAUGGACAGUUAUGAAUGCAAAUGGAAAGGAUACUAAAGCUGGAAUCUACAGAUUAACAAUGACAGGAUGUGUGUACUACUUAUGGAAAGAGCGGAACUUAAGAAUCUUCCAAAAGAAGUCGAGAAGUGUUGAAGUUCUAAGCAGAUUAAUAACACAAGAUGUUCAUUGCAGAGGACAGUGGGAUCAGAAACUUGCGGGGCAAUUGAGAAGGAUGAAUUUCUUUCCUUAG